Messenger RNA from Xenopus tropicalis (tropical clawed frog), 3163 nucleotides. It is a transcript of the gene lztr1, whose product is annotated as leucine zipper like post translational regulator 1. Lineage: Eukaryota; Metazoa; Chordata; Amphibia; Anura; Pipidae. The transcript is spliced from 21 exons. The record is from RefSeq and is marked provisional. Bases 426 to 2762 code for a protein of 778 amino acids.
CAUUCAUCCACCAAAAGGAGAGGCCAUUAGCUGAAAACCCUGGAAAACAAAGAGUCGAUGCCAUAGGCAGCACUGCCUCUCUGUGGGUGAUCCAGGGUUAUUUCUGUUUGUCCCUCAGCCUGCUCAAGCCCCGCCCCCUACAAUUUGCAAAGCGGAAGGGAAGUAGAGAGAGCGAGACCCAGUCUACAGCUUGGUUCAGCCCUUGUCUCAGAGAAGUCUGGCUACCGUUCUGUAAAUGGACCUGCAGUUUGUGAAUUUGUUAGUUUCACCGACUAAAGCAAGCACAUAAUAUCUUGGCUGGCCCCGGGCUGCAGGAUUUAACCUCUGUUAUAAAGAAGCGCAAUUGAGAAAGAAGCUGCCAGUACCCUAGCUGAAGGCACUGACAUACCUAGAGCUGUGCUCUGUGCCAAAACAAGUGCGUCUCCAUGGCGUGCAAGUCCAAGGUGGCACCCAGUGUAGAUUUUGACCACAGCUGUUCUGACAGUGUUGAGUACCUGACCCUGAAUUUCGGCCCAUUUGAGAGUGUGCACCGCUGGAGGAGGCUUCUUCCCUGUGACGAGUUUGUAGGAGCCAGGCGCAGUAAACACACAGUUGUAGCGUAUAAGGAUGCUAUCUAUGUUUUUGGUGGAGAUAAUGGAAAGAAUAUGUUAAAUGACCUUUUGAGAUUUGAUGUGAAGGAUUGUUCCUGGUGCAGAGCUUUUACCACAGGGAGCCCUCCAGCACCCCGAUACCACCAUUCUGCUGUGGUCUAUGGGAGCAGUAUGUUUGUGUUUGGUGGUUAUACUGGAGAUAUUUAUUCUAACUCUAACCUCAAGAAUAAAAAUGAUCUUUUUGAGUACAAGUUUGCAACUGGAUUAUGGACAGAGUGGAAAAUUGAAGGGAGAUUGCCAGUGGCUCGAUCUGCCCAUGGUGCCACCGUAUAUAGUGAUAAACUCUGGAUAUUUGCAGGAUAUGAUGGAAAUGCAAGGUUAAAUGAUAUGUGGACCAUUGGGUUACAGGACCGGGAUCUCACCUGUUGGGAGGAGAUUGAGCAAAGUGGAGAAAUCCCACCAUCUUGCUGCAACUUUCCCGUUGCUGUGUGCAGAGACAAAAUGUUUGUCUUUUCUGGGCAGAGUGGGGCCAAGAUCACAAAUAACCUGUUCCAGUUUGAAUUCUCAGAAAAAGUAUGGACACGCAUUCCAACUGAGCAUUUGUUACGUGGGUCACCACCACCCCCCCAGAGACGUUAUGGACACACUAUGGUGGCUUUUGACCGUCAUCUUUAUGUGUUUGGAGGUGCAGCAGACAAUACCUUGCCUAAUGAGCUGCAUUGUUAUGAUGUGGACUCUCAGUCGUGGGAGGUGAUCCAAGCCAGCCCAGACAGUGAGUUACCUAGCGGACGUCUGUUUCAUGCUGCAGCUGUUAUUGCUGAUGCCAUGUACAUCUUUGGUGGGACAGUUGACAAUAAUGUCAGGAGUGGAGAGAUGUACCGCUUUCAGUUCUCUUGUUACCCAAAGUGCACUUUACAUGAAGAUUACGGAAGACUGUUUGAGAAUCAGCAGUUCUGUGAUGUUGAAUUUAUUCUCGGAGAAAAAGAGGAGCGGGUGAGAGGGCACACUGCUAUCGUCACAGCUCGCUGUAAAUGGCUGAGGAAGAAAAUCAUGCAAGCUAGGGAGAGACAGAAACAAAAAUUAAAGCAGGAGCCAGAAGAUGAAAUGCAGAAUUCCCAGCAGAAAACAGAGAGUGCCUGCAGCCAAGUGAAGCUGUCCCGCUCCCAGCCAAUGCUAGAGGUCAUCAUCCGAGAUGCUGAAGCUCGCCCGUUUGAGUUACUUAUGCAGUUCCUUUACACAGACAAAAUAAAGUACCCAAGGAAAGGUCAUGUUGAAGAUGUUCUUCUCAUUAUGGAUGUUUAUAAACUAGCACUGCACUUUAAACUGUCACGUCUCGAGCAGCUUUGUGUUCAGUAUAUCGAGGCCUCUGUUGAUCUUCAGAAUGUCCUUGGUGUAUGUGAAAAUGCCAAUAAGCUGCAGCUGGACGAGCUAAAGGAACAUUGCCUGAACUUUGUGGUAAAAGAGUCUCACUUCAACCAAGUAAUAAUGAUGAAAGAGUUUGAGCACUUGUCAUCCUCGCUGAUAGUAGAGAUUGUCCGUAGAAAGCAGCAGCCUCCUCUUCGUAUUCAUUCUGAUCAGCCAGUUGACAUAGGCACUUCUCUGGUCCAGGAUAUGAAGGCCUAUUUGGAAGGGGCAGGGAAUGAUUUCUGUGAUAUCACUUUGCUGCUAGAUGGACACCCAAGACCUGCACAUCAAGCCAUCUUGGCUGCUCGAUCCAGCUACUUUGAAGCCAUGUUUCGUUCCUUUAUGCCUGAGGAUGGACAAGUGAAUAUCUCAAUUGGAGAAAUGGUGCCCAGCAAGCAGGCAUUUGAGUCCUUGCUAAGAUAUAUUUACUAUGGAGAAGUCAAUAUGCCCCCAGAAGACUCCCUCUACUUGUUCUCUGCCCCAUAUUACUAUGGGUUCUUCAGUAACCGAUUACAAGCAUACUGCAGGCAGAAUCUGGAGAUGAAUGUUACCGUGGAAAAUGUACUUCAGAUUUUAGAAGCAGCAGACAAGACCCAGGCUGUGGAUAUGAAAAAGCACUGUCUUCACAUCAUCGUCCAUCAAUUCACCAAGGUUGCAAAGUUGCCAAACCUGCGAUUACUGAGCCAGCCGCUGCUUAUCAACAUCAUCGAAUCUCUGGCCAGUCACAUUUCUGACAAGCAGUGUGCUGAGCUGGGCUCGGACAUCUGAAGCCACCAUUGGGGACCACAUGUGACGUCUGAUGACAUUUGGCCAAACUUCGUGCCAUUCCUCGUCGCUGCAAGUAAAUCUUCUUGUCGUACCUUAGAAAGGACUCUGCGCUGUGUCCAAAGCUGCUGUGAGUUACUCUGCAUAUACAGUGAAGGCAUCGGAGCACAGAAUUCCCAGUUACUGCCGCCAGUCUGCAUGUGAAAGCGCCUUUAGGUUUGCUGGGCAGUAGAUAUAAAUACUCCCCACAUCAUGGUUUGUACAGAUUUUGCUGCUAAUUUACUGAAUGUACUCUGUAUCACUCUACAUUAUGAUUAUAGCACUUUCUUACAUUCUCUUUCCUGCACACUAGGGAAUUCACAUAGCUGCCUGCAGAAGCUCUUAAAGGGAAAGUAAAGUGCCAA